AUGGUGAAGUUAUUUGGUUUAGGAUCUGAACCAGUGAUUGGUAUUUUGAAUCCUUCAAAGAAGAGAGAGUAUAGAGUUACCAAUAGCCACCAAGAGGGCAAGUGUCAUCUAUAUGUUGUCGUCUUCAACUUUAUAAACUCCCGUUACGUCAAUGUUUUCGCCAUUGUUGGUAGCAAACGGGUUACUAUUUAUCAUUGCCUUGAAGGAAGAAUUAUUUCUGUAUUGCAGUCUCAUGUAAAGGAAGAUAAAGAUGAAUCUUUUUACAUAGUAAGUUGGACUUGUAAUCCUAAUAGUUCUCCAUAUGUUGUAGAUGGUGGAACCACUGGUGUAAUUCGGGUCAUUGGUGCUGGCAAUAAGAAGAUGCAUAAGAGUUUAGCUGGCCAUGGGGACUCCAUAAAGGAAAUCAAGACCCCAAACUUUGAGGCCAUUACUGGUAAUAUCUGCCGACAAAGAUGA
Molecule: messenger RNA, 456 nt
Organism: Lathyrus sativus (Indian pea)
Lineage: Eukaryota; Viridiplantae; Streptophyta; Magnoliopsida; Fabales; Fabaceae
Source: the annotation of a GenBank genome assembly